Cannabis sativa is the source of this 1989-nucleotide messenger RNA. RefSeq lists its product as uncharacterized. NCBI's taxonomy places the organism in Eukaryota, Viridiplantae, Streptophyta, Magnoliopsida, Rosales, Cannabaceae. Gene Ontology annotation, molecular function: catalytic activity. The record is from RefSeq and is a predicted model, not a curated record. The transcript has 2 exons. Bases 1 to 1989 code for a protein of 662 amino acids.
AUGAAUAUCAUAAGUUGGAAUUGCCGUGGGCUUGGGAACCCGCGGGCCUUACAAUUCCUAGUUGACAUUUGUGUCAGUAAGAAACCCAAGUUCUUGUUCCUUUGUGAGACUUUGUGUAAGAAAGAUAUUGUGGAGAGGGUAAAAAUCAAAUUGGGCUUUGAAAGUUGUUUCUCUGUUGAAGCCCAAGGAAGAAAAGGAGGCCUUGCACUAUUUUGGAAGAUAUCAAGUGAAGCCCAUCUUUUAGGAUACUCCAACAAUCACAUUGAUAUGGAGAUUUCUAUCACUGGGUAUGCUAAAUGGAGGCUGACCGGCUUUUAUGGUGAACCCCAACGUUCACUCCGCGCAACAACUUGGAAUUUGCUCCGUGAUAUUGCCGCUGAGUCGACUCUCCCAUGGUGCGUAAUCGGAGAUUUCAACAACAUUACUUCCAACGGUGACGUUAAAGGAGGCCGCCCCUACCCCGACACCCUCAUCAACGGCUUCAAUCUUGCUCUUUGUGACUGCCGUCUUGAUGAAUUGGCUCUUGGUGGUUACCAGUACACUUGGGAGUGUGGAAGAGGAGGUCCUGCACAUGUUGAAAUCAGGUUAGAUAGAGCCUUUGCUACUCAUGAAUGGUUCUCUAUUUUUCUUGAAGCUAAGCUGUCCAAUUUUGAUUAUACUUCCUCUGAUCAUACACCCCUGCUGCUUGAACCCGACCCCACUAUAAAUUUCAGACCAGUCCGUUUGUUUCGUUAUGAGAACGCAUGGGGCCGUGAGGCAUUGUGUGGGCAGUUGGUUAAAAACUGCUGGGAUGAAAAUGUACAUGUUUCUCUUGCUGAAAAAAUUCAUAUGUGUAGUUUAAUUUUAACUGAAUGGGGAUAUGAAAUUACUGGAAGCUUUAAACAGAGAUUAAAUAAAAGCAAGAAAAAAAUGAGCCAUCUCAAGUCGGCUACUGGCCCUUUUUCUACUGAUGAUUUUUCUGCAGAACAAUGUAAUUACUUUGAGAUUUUAGCUCAACAAGAGAUUUAUUGGAAGCAGCGAUCAAAACAAUUUUGGCUACAUGCGGGUGACAAAAAUAGUAAGUACUUUCAUGCUACUGCAAGUGCUCGUAAACGCAUCACUUGUGAUACUGUUGUGAGAGGCAUCAAUUGCUCUGUGUCUAAUGUUCAUAAUGAGACUCUUUUGCAACCGGUUACUCCUGAGGAAAUCAAGCAAGCUCUAUUUCAAAUGCAUCCUGACAAAGCUCCAGGCCCUGAUGGCAUGGGUCCUGGCUUCUUUCAAAGAAAAGAUUGGGAAACUGUUGGUCCUGAUAUUGUGCAACUUGUUACGAAUUUCUUUGUUACUGAGGAACUUCCACCAAGUAUAAAUGACACUCACCUCGUGCUGAUUCCUAAAAAGAAGAACUUUACUACUAUGGGUGAUCUGCGUCCUAUUGCCUUGUGUAAUGUCUCUUAUAAAAUUGUGGCCAAAGUUCUUGCAAACAGGAUGAGAGGCAUGAUUGAUCUUAUUAUCUCUCCCACACAGAGUGCCUUUAUACCUGGUAGACUUAUAUCUGACAAUAUUAUGGUUGCUUUUGAAGUCAUGCAUUAUCUGAAGCGGAAAAGAAGAGGUAAAAAAGGCUUCAUGGCCUUGAAACUUGACAUGAGUAAGGCAUAUGAUCGUGUCGAGUGGGACUAUCUGAAAGCUGUUAUGGUCAAGAUGGGAUUUGCUAGUAAAUGGAUUAAUCUUAUUAUGAAGUGUGUUACCUCUGUCAGAUAUUCUGUGGUUCAUAAUGGUCAUAUCUUGGGGCCAAUUAUUCCUUCUCGUGGGAUUCGUCAAGGUGAUCCAUUGUCUACUUAUCUGUUUAUCAUUUGCGCUGAAGGUUUUUCAGCUUUAAUCAAGAGUUAUGAGGCUAACAGAAUCAUACAAGGCUGUCGCGUGGCUAAUGGGGCACCUUCUAUUACGCAUAUGCUCUUCGCUGAUGACAGUUAUCUUUUACGCAAGCCACAUCUGAUGCCGCUGGUAGUAUGA